ACGUGGGCGGCCGAAGAGCAUUGAGCUUCAACUGCUUAAUCCUGCCACCUUCCUGGCCGCACACCAUGGGAGUGACUUGUGUGUCCCAGAUGCCUGUGGCUGAGGGAAAGAAUGUCCAGCAGACCGUUGAGCUCCUCACCCGGAAGUUGGAGAUGCUUGGGGCAGAGAAGCAAGGAACAUUUUGUGUGGACUGUGAGACCUACCACACAGCUGCCUCUACCCUUGGCAGCCAAGGCCAGGCUGGGAAGCUGAUGUAUGUGAUGCACAACUCAGAGUAUCCAUUGAGCUGCUUCGCCCUCUUUGAGAAUGGCCCUUGCCUUAUUGCCGACACCAACUUUGAUGUGCUCAUGGUGAAGUUGAAGGGCUUUUUCCAGAGUGCCAAGGCCAGCAAGAUUGAGACCCGGGGCACCCGGUACCAGUACUGUGACUUUCUGGUGAAAGUGGGCACAGUCACAAUGGGGCCCAGUGCCCGGGGCAUCUCUGUGGAGGUGGAGUAUGGUCCCUGUGUGGUAGCUAAUGACUGUUGGAACUUGCUGCUCGAGUUCCUACAAAGUUUUCUAGGCAGCCACAUACCGGGGGCUCCUGCAGUGUUUGGGAACAGACACGAUGCGGUCUACAGCCCUGCAGAUACCAUGGUCCAGUACAUGGAACUCUUCAAUAAGAUCCGCAAGCAGCAGCAGGUGCCGGUGUCUGGGAUUCGUUAGUGACUGGCAGCUGUGGCUGAGUGCUGUCACCAGGGUACUGCACAGGAGGAGUGAGUGCUGCACUCUCAGGUCCCUGGACCCCAGAAACCCAGGGCAGACAUGGAGGCUUCUCUCCCUCUCCAGUUCCCAGCUGUGGCUUUUGUUCUGGGGCUCUGGACACCCCUUCCCUGACCCUCACACAUAGCCCCCCCAACAGCUGUUUUAUCCCACGCCUUACUGGAUUUGUCCUGUCCUCAAGAAUGUGUAAUUAUGAAGAAUGGAGAAGUUUGGAUCUUUCCUGCUUUAGGGGAAAAGGUAGGACAGGGGUGUCCCUGGCCUAGUGUUGGUGGGGAAAACAGUCUGUAUCCCCAACUAUUGAGGAUUUGGCCUAGGUCCACAGUGGACAUGCUGCAUUUUUGUGUUUGGGCUAUGCUGUAAUAAAAGCCUCUUCCUUUACUCAGAGGAUGUGGCUGGGCCUCUAUCCUGGAGAUGGAGGGGGGGUACAGCUUGUUUGAUGGCUAUCACUUUCUGACCUGUUUGCUAAAGUGAUUUGUGAAUUGACUUUCCUGGGCUGUUGCCUGAGUUUCUUGAGCUCUCCUUCUGACAUUUUUAUAUUCUGUUGUGAAUUAUGUUAAGCCACAAGCUAAACUACUUUAACAGAGAACCGAAAGUACAUUGGCUCUUACUAAAUAGAAGUUUAUUUUUCUCUCAUCUAAUAAUACAGAGGUAAUUGGAUGGUUCAGGGCAGAUUUAACUCUAUAAGGACAUCAGGAACUUGGUUUCCUUCUGUGUUGUUCAGCCACCACCCCCAGGAUGUUGUUUUUACCCACAAGGUCCAAGCAGGCUCUUCUAUGCCUGCAUUCUACUGGGGAAGGAGAGGGAGGAAAAAAAAAGCAGUUUUCUUUUGUAAAGGACAUGACCUGGAGUUGCUCAAAUCACCGUGGCCACACUUUGCUGAAAGGGAUGCUGGGACAUAGAUCUUAUAUGGGCAGUCAUGUGCUCAGUUAAAACUUGGGGUUCUGUGACUAAAAGAUGAAGGAGAUGUGGAUGCUGGGGCCCAGUUUAGUGGCCCCUGCUACAUGGAGUUCAGUGCUCAUGCCCAAGAUGCUCUUGGUUGUUAUUUUUCAGUUAAUACCCCCUGUGUAACCAAGGCAUUUGUUUAUGAGUUGGGUUGGGAUAAAGACUGAUCCCAGAGCCACUUUGAGCUCAGCUGGAUUAGUCACACUAGGCAGUCAGUUCCACACAGUCAGCAUCAAGGCUUCUCAGUUCUCAUGCACCUGGAGCUUAGCGUUAGAACAGUUGACCCUGAUACUUGUACCAUGCUUCAUGGUUUCCUGAGCUCUUUGUCUUUUUCUCAUCUGAGCCUCCAAGGUACUCAUUUGACCUACAUUGCCUGCCUACCCAACCCCUGCUACAGAAGUGUUCAGCUGGGCUAACAUUGAGAUACACGAAGGUGGUCUUAGGAAAACUGGUAAUGUACAUAUUAUAGUAUUGUCAUCAAGGAUACUGUUCCUAGUUGAAGGCAUCUAAAGAGAAAUUGUUUUCAGAUCUAACUGCUUAGAUCUAAAGCCUGUGCAUCAAGAGUCAGGUACUGGUCAUGUUUUCCUUCUAGCUUUGCCUGGCAGGAAGCUCAGUUUGACUUCGUAACUGCAGAACCUGUCAUCUGCAUUUUUCAUUCCUACUUUUCCCCAUUUCUGUUGUUGCUAGUGUUUGUUUAUUUUGUUUUUGCUUUUUAAAAUUAAGGUAUGUUUUAGAUAUCAUUGAUACACAAUAAAAUGCACAGAUCUUAUA
Messenger RNA from Galeopterus variegatus (Sunda flying lemur), 2474 nucleotides. RefSeq names its product mediator complex subunit 20 (gene MED20). Gene Ontology annotation, cellular component: mediator complex. Gene Ontology annotation, molecular function: transcription coactivator activity. The transcript is spliced from 4 exons. The record is from RefSeq and is a predicted model, not a curated record. Gene Ontology annotation, biological process: regulation of transcription by RNA polymerase II. NCBI's taxonomy places the organism in Eukaryota, Metazoa, Chordata, Mammalia, Dermoptera, Cynocephalidae. The coding region runs from base 66 to 704 and encodes 212 amino acids.